AUGCGAGCUUCCUGUAGUAGUAGACCACCCAAGGAUAUAUCCUCACUUGCUCUUAUAGCUUUGAAUUAUGAGGAUGCUUCCGACUCUGAAACUGAAGCGAGAGAGUUUUCCCCAGUAUCCGACCUUGCUGAGGAGUCCUUUCCAUCACAUGUCUUCUGUCUUCAGCAUGCUUUUGGAGUUAAACAGAAACUGGAUGCGCUUGGGGGCAUGCACAUGUUACUCCUUUGUCAUCCAGAUUAUCCCAAGUUUCUGGCUGAAGCAAAACUAGUGGCUGAUGAACUGGGAGCAGAACAAAUUUCGAGCGAUAUUUCCUUCAGGACAGCCACUGAAGAAGACAAGGAAAGAAUCAAAUCAGCUGUAGAUAGUGAAGGGUCCAAUCUUUCUUUCAGUGCCAACCCAAUUCCAAAAUUAAAGAGAAAGGGUAUGGAUGAUCUUGAGCCAGCCCAAACAAGCAAGUUUCCAAGGGUUGAAGAGUCAACCGAGGCGACAGACCAGGAACAGGUUAGAGUAUCCGAAAAUUUACCUAAGCCACCAGAACCUGAUGUAGUGCCCGGCAAUUUAUAUAGAACAACUGAUUUGGCCUCUGGGAGUAGAAAAGACAAAUGUAUUAUACAAUACAAGAGGACUUACAAAAAUAAGUCCAAGGUAAAGCCAAUCCAGGAGGAGACUCCCCAUGACCAGGGCACUGAUAUUUUGGAAGGUGGGCCGAGCACUAGACUCAGGCCAAGAAAGUUAAAUCAGCCUCCAAAGGACCCGGAACAUGUUUCACACAAAGUUGUAGCAAAAGAUGAACUGAAGACAUCCAGUAACAGAGGAAAAUCGGCUUCUGGAAUUCAAGCAUCAGCUGGUAGCAGCUCCAAAAAAGCAGAGGCAAAGUAUUCAUGUGAAGUAUGCAUGAUGAACUUUGGCUCCAAAAAAGAGCUGGGGCUCCAUGGAAAAAAUAUCUGCUCGGUCAAGGGGUGCGGAAAGAAGUUUGCGUCGCACAAAUAUCUGAUCCACCAUCAGAAGGUGCAUCGUGAGGACCGCCCCCUACAAUGCACUUGGGAAGGCUGCACCAAGACGUUUAAAUGGGCUUGGGCUCGGACGGAACAUAUCAGAGUUCAUACAGGUGACCGUCCAUAUACCUGUGCUGAGACUGGCUGUGGCAAAACAUUUCGCUUUGUGUCAGAUUUCAGUCGCCACAGGAGGAAGACCGGACACUCAGGGUAGCUCGAAGAAUGAGCAUCGAAAGGCAUGAAGAAACAGAGAAAUGAAGCAAGUUAACAUUAGCUAAGAACCUCGUUGCUCAUGUGCAGAGGUAGGUGUAGUUUCUAGUUUAACAUGUCCUUGGAAUGUCUUUCAUAAUACAGUUGAUUUAGCCUUCUUAAUUUCAGAAACAGACUAAUCAGCCACAUUGGAAUGUGCACAAUGUUGUCUUAGAUUAGAUGGUCGAAAUUUAUUUAUAAUUCUGGAGUUUAGA
Molecule: messenger RNA, 1459 nt
Organism: Daucus carota subsp. sativus
Lineage: Eukaryota; Viridiplantae; Streptophyta; Magnoliopsida; Apiales; Apiaceae
Product: lysine-specific demethylase REF6-like
Exons: 2
Coding region: 1-1209 (402 amino acids)
Biological process (GO): regulation of transcription by RNA polymerase II
Cellular component (GO): nucleolus; nucleus
Molecular function (GO): 5S rDNA binding; DNA-binding transcription factor activity
Source: RefSeq, a predicted model, not a curated record